AGGGGCUGGGGCUGCGGCCCUUCCCCGGACCUGUAUUCAGGUAGCACAAGGGCCGGUGGCAGCGGAACCUUCCUCCCCGCCCCGCCCUCGCUUCCACCCGGGCCCAGUCGGCGCCGGAAGCGGUGGUGGAGGCGUGCCAGCAUGGAGGCAGCCGGCCCUGCGCGCGCGGAGCCCUCCUCUCAGCUGGAGGCCUCGGGUUCCGCUGAAGACCGGCUUUUCCUGGUGAAAGGUGGAAUUUUCCUUGGUAGCGUUGCUGCAGCAGGAAUGCUAGCUGGAUUUGUUACGACGUUAUCAUUGGCUAAAAAGAAAAGCCCUGAAUGGUUCAGUAAGGGAAUUUUGGCCACAGCUGCCUUACCAGAGAGUGGGUCUUCCCUUGCCUUGCGAGCCUUGGGUUGGGGCUCACUUUAUGCAUGGUGUGGGGUUGGUGUGAUCAGCUUUGCAGUCUGGAAAGCUUUAGGAGUUCACAGUAUGAAAGACUUCCGAAGUAAAAUGCAGUCAGUAUUUCCAGCAAUUCCCAAGAACUCUGAAUCAGCUGUUGAGUGGGAGGAAGCAUUGAAAUCCAAAUGAGAUGAGCAUGGUGGAUGAAGGCCAAAAUGAUUGUUACAGAAAGGGUGGCUUUGGAGAUGCUACAAUGGCAGAGGGACUCCCCUGAUUUCUCCUCAGGAGCAGAUUGUGCAGGUUGCUGACUGAAUCACAGGAUGGAUGCUGCUGGGUGUCCUCACAGGAGACUGACUGUCUGUGCUGCACCUCAACUGAUGUGGGCUUAUGUGUGUGUGCUUUACGGGCAGGGUAGAGUUUCCUCAAAGUUAGGAAGACUAUUUAAAGAUAACUAUAUGGAUAGUUUUUCUAUGUAGACAAGAUCCUGGGGGAAAUACUUCUGUUAAGGACUAUAACAGUUGAAACCAAGUUGUGAACCUGAAAAAAAUUUAUAAUAACUUAUGAUGGAAAAUCUUAAUAAACGGAUUCCUAAUAGCCAUAGUACCUCAGUAUGUCUGAUGAAAUUAGUUUCAACAGCAUUACGUGUAUGUGAUUGUCAGAAUUUAGAAGACUUGCUCCUAUUAGGCAGACUCAAAAUGUCAGGUGAUUGAGUAAAUCCUGUACGUCAGAUAGUGGGUGUGGCUCUGUGUCCUGAAUGCAGUCUGAUUUGCAUCUGCUUGUUUUUCCCUGAUGACCUCCCUUUAAGGCCCUGUAAAUUGCUAUAUGUAUACAGGAACUAACAACAGAUUAUGAUAUUAUGAUAACUUGAAAAGGUACAGUCAUGCUGAAAUAAUACUAUGGUAUAAAAUGUACUUUUUUGAGAAGAUGGUUCUGGGUCCCUAAACAUUGACAGAAUUUGUAAUUUUGUUUCAGUUGUCAGUGUAAAAAUAACCCAAUUAUCAUCUAUCUUAAAAAAUAUUUUUAACCGGAAAGCUAUCUGAGUAUUGAGUCUCAAUAUUAGGUAUAUAGUACUGCCUCCCUGAUGAAACUACUACUGGUAAAUUCUUAAAUACACACCCCACCUUUCCCUGUCCUCCAUGUUCUCUUAGAGAAAACAGACAGUAAUGUCUACAUGCAAUUUUUUUACUGGAUAUUAAAAAUAUCUUAAUAUGUCCACAAAAAUAACGUCUGGUUGAAUAUCAGUUGUGUAAUUUCUUUAUAAUUGCUCAGUCUCUAGCAAUCCAGUUUAAUAAAGUAUAGUUGAAACUUACCUGUUAUAAUGAAACCUUUUAGUUCUAGGGAAAAUUUUUAAAUGAAAUGUCAAGUGCCUAAUAUAACAUUUUUCUCUGAACCAUGUUAGCCUGUUAAAAUUGUUGUAUUGUUAAAUUAAUUAAAUAGGUGUAAUCAGCAUCUGGGAUUCUGUUAAAAAUCCAAGACAAAAAGAAAGGAUUGUGGAAUUUAUCAGAGUAUGUGGAAUAGCAAAAACUCUUUACCUGUCUUUCACAUUUAAGUAAAUCUCUGCUAAGCAAAGA
Messenger RNA from Manis javanica (Malayan pangolin), 1949 nucleotides. RefSeq names its product transmembrane protein 242 (gene TMEM242). NCBI's taxonomy places the organism in Eukaryota, Metazoa, Chordata, Mammalia, Pholidota, Manidae. The record is from RefSeq and is a predicted model, not a curated record.